CUAUCGUUAAACGAAUACUCUUUGCCCUGGUCAUCGGCCUUGAGGCACCCCCAACGCUCUGCCGUAGUGGAAUCGUCUGUAAUAACCUUGGUGAGAGCUAGUUGAGCGGCUGAAGAGCGGCGACUCUGGCGAGAGAGGCUGAGCGGCGGACAUGGCGGAGACCGAGCGGUCGCCACACGAGUACAGGGAGACACACGCUCAUAACAGAGACGGGGACGGCGUCAAAACGGCAGCACCGCUGCGGGGACGUGGCUGUGGAAGAAAACGCAAAGGUACACCUGUGAAAGUCUUUGUUACGUCCGCUGAUGAGGAGAACAACCAUGAGCAGACACUCUGCAGAGGUGACCGUAAGGAAGCUGCUGAGAGUAAACGUCCCACACCGGAUGGGUCUCUCCCUAAGACAGAACCAUCUCCCACCAGCUGCGAUCCAUCAGAGCCGACGCAUGAUAAAAUUUCCAACACAUCCAAGGCUAGCUCCAGCUCAGCAACCACACCGGCUUCCUCUUCAGCUCGGACGCCAACCCCAGUGCCCGCUCCCGCGCCGGCGACCUCCGCUCAAGCUUCUUCUGUGACCUCCACAUCUACAGCGCCGACUGCCCCUGUCGCCUCUGCUACCGCCCCGGCAAUCGCCUCCUUCCCACCUUCCCCCAACUGUCGCAUCAGAGAGGUUCACUGUGGCAGCCAAGUGCGACUGGUCGUCAUUGCAAUCCGAGACAUCACCAAAGGGGAGGAGAUCACUGUGGACUACAGCCUGACCGAGUGGGGCGAAAACCUGGGUUUCCGUGGUUCCAUGUCUCCAGCGCAACAUGAGUGUAAUUCUGACACGGAGAAUAGCAACAUCAAAAAGGAGGAUGAGCCUAUGUCGACUACCCAGCGACCGAAGAAACAACAGCAGUACCAAGACUAUGUCACUCCCUCUUGGUCCCUUUCCCCCUCUUCCUCACCCAUCUCGCAUUCUGACGCCAGUGAGUCCGAUGCAGGAGAUGAGGACAACGCAAGCCCCCGCGGGCGCACCCCACGUCGGCGCAAGAAGCGCCGUGGCACGCCUUCGAGGAAAAAGACCCCUCAUCGGACUCAGUCUGGGCACCCAGCGCCUGCUUCCUCCAGUCGUCCUCUCCCUUCCUCCCACCCUCCUGUGCCCUCUCACCCCGGCUCCUCUUUCUCCACCUCAACCAAGCCUGUGUUUAAAGCUCCUGCUCCUCUCAGCCCAAACAGCACAUGCAACACAGAUGUUCCCCGAGGAGGUGUGUCCAUCGACUCCACGCGCCAAACUUGUGACUACUGCGGACGCCACUUCCGCUCAUUGGGCCGCCAUUUGGACAAACACCAUGCCCACCAGCCGGACGUGUGCUCUGCACUCGUGGAGCGUUACACUCAGAUGCCCCGCCUGAACACGCAUAACACAAAUGUCGCCGCGGCCCACGCUAAUCACAACACAAAGGCGGCACCUGUUGCGACACAAAGCCGAGCAGAACAGAGCGGUGUUCAGGAUCUCUCCUUAUGUCCUCUGACCGUAGCCAAACAAUCGCCGGCCCCAGAAUCACCCGCAACGACGCCUCCGCGAGGGCAGAACGCCGUGGCGGUGUCGGUCCUGAAGAGGAGCCCGCCACCGGUGGCUGUGACUCCACCCAGAAAGGGAGGAGGGAGGAGACUGAAAAAAGAACGCCUGGAUGAAGAGGAAGAUGAAGAAGCUGUGGACGUACUGCGAGCAAAGAGGCCCAAAGAGGACGAUGUCGAGGUCGGCUGUGCUCAGUCUAUCAGAAACGAAUCGUCCAAAGAGAUGCCGAAGCAAAAAAUGGAGGAGGAAGAAGAGGAGGAGGAAGACGAGGACGAGAAUGGUGUGGUGGAUGUGGAUGAUGAAAGCGGGACCGAGGAUAAGGAAAAAGACUCGCUAAGUUCUGGGCGUCACCAAAUGCUGCCCCUCCUGUCGUCUUUGUCGUCCCUCGUUCUGUAUCUGCGCCGGCUGCAGCAUUCGGCCUUCCUGUCGCUGUCUCGGCAGCUGCAAUCAGCCGAGGCCUGGCGACUCCUCUGCCACUCCAGCCUCGCGCUCCUCAUCCUGUACAACCGACGACGCGAGUGUGAGGUCUCCAAGUUGUCCAUCACAGAGUACCGAGCGCGUGUCACUCCUCAGUGCCCCGUCCCCGUUCCCCCUGGCUCUCCGCCAGCUCUCACGCCACUGGAGGCCUCUCUGUCUCCCUUUGAGCGGCUGGUUCUUUCCCAUCUCCCGCGGGUCGGUGUCCAAGGCAAACGUGGCCGCAUCCAGCCCCUUAUUCUGCCCCCUCACUGCGAGCCCUGCCUGGAACUCCUCCUGCAGACACGUCAAGAUGUGGGCGUUGACCCGGUCAACCCUUACAUCUUCGCCAGGCCCUACCACUCCCCCGCCACACCCCUGCGAGGCACAGACCUCCUCCGAAGCCUGGCCCGCUCCAGCGGCACCCGCAAUCCCAGAGCCCUCACUCAGACCAGGGUACGACGGCAGGUGGCCAUCCUGACCCAGCUCCUGCUCCUCGGAGAGGGAGAGGAGCCGGGACAGCCCGGAGGCAGUGCGGUGGAAAGGCUGGAGCACUUCCUGGAGAGGGAAUACCAUGUGACGCAGAACUGUGCCGGAAUUGGCCAAGAUCCAGGCCUGAUGGGGAGAGUGGGCCGUGUUGUGCUGUGCGGCGAGAGAGACGGAGUGCUCUUCAGAGGCAUGAGUCUGAACCACAUCUGUUUGGAGCUGGAUGUUAUGUCGGGAAACUCUGCAGACUCUUACUCAGAAGGAGAAUCGGAAGGGGAGCAAGCAAAGGAGAAGCCAGAGUCCCCCACCAUUGCCCCCUCUCCAAAACCCACACCAACCUUGCUCUACGUCAGGAAGAGCAAGAACAACGGCCGAGUGGGACGGCCCAAAAAGAUCAAAAACGCCCAACCACUUGCUCCGCCUCCUCCUCCUCUCGUGCCAAUUAGCCGAAGGAGAGGCUCGGGGAAGCGUGGUGUUCUGAAGCGUCCCUGGUCCGAGGCAGAACGCGCGGCAGUGGAGGAACACCUGACUCAAAACAUCAACGAGCUCCGCGUGCCCGCCAAGGCCGACUGCGAGCGCUGCCUGCAACAGUGUCCUCUGCUGGUUAGCAACCAGCGGGACUGGCGGGCCAUUAAGUUUUACUGCCACAAUCGCAUUCAGCUGCUGAAGAAGAAUCAGCGGCGUGAAAGCGAGCCGCUGCCCCUCAUCGUGUGCUGAGAUAGGAGGCGAGUUGAGAGCGCGCGGCCACUGAUAUUAAGACAGCUAUUCAAAUUUCACAGCCCUUGAUUUCACUGACAGAAGAACCCUUCAAGAACAGAGUACAUGUUUUUUUUUACUUUUCUGCGGGUCAGACAGCAGUCUUGUUCAGGUGCCGUGUGGGGAACAGUACAUGACGACGACUGCAGCCGUUGUUCUAUACGGACGUCCCCUCAUGUGUAAACUGGUGCCACAUUUAAUCCCUACAGUGUUAUAUGAAGUAGCGUUAGAAAUUCACGCACCUGGAAGUUUUACACGGACAAACGCAUUUCUUUCGAUCGAGGCAAAGAAAGACGUUCAUUGUAAGCGCAAAAGAAUCCAAACACUAAUUUCUUCUAUUUGUGCAGUUGAGUUCAGUGUUAGAUUUUUGUUUGAUUAAAUUUAGUGUUAAUCUUAAAGGAAAGGUAAGUCAGAGGUACUACGUAUUCAAUCAACUGAAGUACAUUUUUCGAGGAUUUCCAGAGUUGAAGUUGUUGAUUUCCUGUGAGAGACAAUGAAAUGUGACAUCAGAAUGUUGAGUUUUGUUCAAAUUUCCACGAUCAGAACAUGAUCACAACCCCGUUUGGACUGUUGUGUGUCCACUCUCCGUUGUGCAAUCCUUUCACCAAGGAAUGCUGUUGUUGUUUUUGAAACGUGCUACAGUUUCACCCGAUAAGCUGGAUAUCACUUUGGAUGUAAAUAGGAGACUAGUGCUUGUGUUCAGUUUCUUCAAAAAUGGGCAGUUACGAAACUCUGAAAAGUGGUUGUUCUGGGUGUUCAUGUUUGUUACAAUGUCUGUCGUAUUCUCCCAUGGCUCCUUUUUCAGCUACAUCAAAUAUUUGCAUUGAACAAUCUCUUCAUCCAUCAUUUAAAAGCUCCUGUGAAAACCUAAGAUGGAUACUUGAAGUUUAUUCACACUUUUGCCGAAUCUGUAACGUCAGUUUUUGCUCCAGCCUUGCCAUUUACAUUGUAUAUAACAAAUAUAUUGUCACUAUAAAAAAUGCUAGACUAUAUGUAGCCUCCUUCAUUUCUGGGUCAUGACUACCUGUACAUUAUUCUCUUUUGUAAAUACUUCUCAGAGAAACAAAGGAAAAACCCAAAGUUUGACUUGCCUUGGUUGGUGUUAUGUUCUUUUUUUUGUUUCUUUUUAUAAGUCUUAUAAAACUUUAAAGCCC
Molecule: messenger RNA, 4407 nt
Organism: Hippocampus zosterae (dwarf seahorse)
Lineage: Eukaryota; Metazoa; Chordata; Actinopteri; Syngnathiformes; Syngnathidae
Product: serine/arginine repetitive matrix protein 1
Exons: 9
Coding region: 152-3214 (1020 amino acids)
Molecular function (GO): protein binding
Source: RefSeq, a predicted model, not a curated record